AUGACUACCGAGGUAAAAGGAUAUUUGGGCAACGCCCCAAAACCCUAUAAGGGAGAGCGGAAGGGACUGACCCCCUUCCUUCAACAUGUGGACAUGUUCUUCCUGAUGAACCCCAGCAAAUUCCCAGACGAGCUUACCAAGGUCCUGUUUACUAGCUCCUAUCUGGAGGGAGACGCCGAAACCUGGUUCAGACCCUACCUUAGGGACUACACCACCAACAAACCGGCCGAUCGAAGUACCGACACGGGAGCCAUCUUUGGCACUUACAAAGGGUUCAAGGAACGACUCAAGACUGCCUUCGGUGUGCAGAACGAAGAACGAGAAGCCGAAGGACAGGUCAUGAACCUCCGACAGACUGGGUCUGCGCAGGAAUAUGCAACCAAGUUCAGAGGGCUCGUCGCUAUCCUGGAGUGGGACGAUAGCGUAACGGUCCCCAUUUUCCGAGAAGGCCUGAAGCCCGCAAUUCGUUGGGAGCUACGAAACAACACGACCCGACGAUUGGCUGACUUGAUGGCAGAGGCCAUCAAGAUUGACAGUGACCUCUGGGACUUCCACAAGGGUCGACAGAGAGGCAGCAAAGCCGUGUACGUGGCAAAGGGGACCCACAAACCAAACACCCCCAAGCAACGAGAGCCGUACUACGGACCCAUGCCGAUGGACCUGGAUGCGGCCCAGAAGAAAAAGGGUAACGCCAAGGGCAAGUCCCAAAGGGGCAACAAAGGCGCCAAGAUUCCCAAAGAGGAAAGGGAACGACGCUUCAAAGAAAAGCUAUGCCUCUAUUGCGGAAAACCCGGACACGUCGCAAGGAACUGCCAGUCCAAGGCCCAAAUGCACAACGGGGAGAAGCACCAGCGGACCAAGGAAAUGAACAUGGCAGAAGGGGAGGCAGUGCAAGGGAAAGGAACCGUACUUGAUGGAGGGCUCGCAGAAGUC
This is a messenger RNA of Cladophialophora carrionii CBS 160.54, 933 nucleotides long. RefSeq lists its product as uncharacterized. The transcript has a single exon. The record is from RefSeq and is a predicted model, not a curated record. Gene Ontology annotation, molecular function: zinc ion binding; nucleic acid binding. The annotation marks the transcript as partial. NCBI's taxonomy places the organism in Eukaryota, Fungi, Ascomycota, Eurotiomycetes, Chaetothyriales, Herpotrichiellaceae.